CGCCGUCAGCGGCCGGAAGCGCCGCUGGCAGCAGUAAACAACGGCGUCGGGAGCCGCGGCCGCCGCUUCCAUCUUGGAGGAGCCCGAGCCCGAGCCCACCGGGGACCAUGGGCAGCGUCCUGGGCCUCUGCUCCAUGGCGAGCUGGAUACCAUGCUUGUGUGGAAGUGCCCCGUGCCUGCUGUGCCGAUGCUGCCCCAGCGGAAACAACUCCACCAUAACUCGGCUGAUUUAUGCCUUCUUUCUACUUCUUGGCGUCAGCGUUGCCUGUGUGAUGCUAAUCCCAGGCAUGGAAGAGCAGCUGAAGAAGAUUCCUGGAUUUUGUGACGGAGGGUUGGGAACAAGUAUUCCUGGUGUGCAGGGCCACGUGAACUGUGAUGUGCUGGUUGGCUACAAGGCUGUGUACCGCGUGUGCUUUGGCAUGGCCAUGUUCUUCCUGCUCUUCUCCUUGCUGAUGAUCAAAGUGAAGAGCAGCAAUGACCCCAGAGCAGCGGUGCACAAUGGAUUCUGGUUCUUUAAAUUUGCGACGGCGCUUGCAAUUAGUGUUGGAGCUUUCUUCAUCCCAGAGGGACCAUUUACAACUGUGUGGUUCUAUGUAGGUAUGGCUGGAGCAUUCUGCUUUAUUCUUAUUCAGCUGGUCUUGCUUAUUGACUUUGCCCAUUCCUGGAAUGAAUCUUGGGUUGAAAAAAUGGAGGAAGGAAACUCAAGAUGCUGGUAUGCAGCUCUCCUCUCAGCUACAGCUGUCAACUAUCUGCUGUCUCUGGUAGCUAUUGUCUUGUUUUAUGUUUAUUACACUCAUCCAGAAGGUUGUUCUGAAAACAAGACAUUCAUCAGUGUUAAUAUGCUCCUGUGCAUUGGUGCUUCUGUAAUGUCAAUUCUGCCAAGGAUUCAGGAAUCUCAGCCAAGAUCUGGUUUGCUGCAGUCUUCGGUGAUCACAAUUUACACAAUGUAUUUGACUUGGUCAGCCAUGACCAAUGAGCCAGACAGGCGCUGUAACCCCAGUCUGCUGAGCAUCAUUGGUUACAACAGCACCACCAUUCCAACCCAAGGUCAGGUAGUGCAGUGGUGGGACGCGCAAGGGAUUGUAGGACUGGUUUUGUUUCUGCUGUGUGUUCUCUAUUCAAGCAUCCGGACAUCCAACAACAGCCAAGUUAACAAGCUGAUGCUGACCAGCGAUGAGUCAACGCUGAUAGAGGAUGGAAUGCCCAGGAGUGAUGGCUCCCUUGAUGAUGGAGAUGAUGUUCAUCGAGCUAUAGAUAAUGAGAGGGAUGGAGUUACUUACAGUUACUCCUUCUUCCACUUCAUGCUUUUCCUGGCAUCACUGUAUAUCAUGAUGACACUUACCAACUGGUACAGCCCGGAUUCUUCCUACGAGACAAUGACCAGCAAGUGGCCGUCGGUGUGGGUGAAGAUCUCUUCCAGCUGGAUUGGCAUCGUGCUGUACGUGUGGACUCUGGUGGCUCCGCUGGUUCUCACCAACCGCGACUUUGACUGAGCUGUGUUGCUCUGGAGGAGGCUGUGCUAGCGCCACGCGUCCCUGAAACAAACAGUAUUCCAGCUAGCAGUGCGGGUGUAAAUACAUGUGUGUGUGCUGUCCAGGUAGUGUUCCCUGCUUUGUCCUGCAUGAUUGCCUUGAAUCAUGUCUUGUCAUUUCAGCAAAUGACUUUUUCUAGCUGAGCUCAGUGGUAAUUGCUGUAACGAUGGUUUUCAGAGGAUUACUCCUCCUUUGAGUGCUUUGGGAGCACCAGAUGUAAGAUCAAGAGCUUUGGGAAGUAUGUUUUCUUCCCCUCAAUUGCAUUAAAUGGUUGUAGGAAAAGAAGUGCAAGCGUUAAUUAGGGUAAUUAAACAGUGCUUGGUCAGGCUUUACAAGUGAAGAGGGUCUGCCUUUGAUGAUCCCUGUUGCCUUGAUUCCAAAGUAAGCCUUGAGUGAGUGUUGUUAGACUCAAAGGAGCACUGUGGGUUCACUGGGUGUCUUGCAGCACUUAGACACUACCAGCCUGACUUUUCCCGUGCCGAGGGCGGCAGUACCUUCAGCACAGAUGUGAGG
Molecule: messenger RNA, 2045 nt
Organism: Melozone crissalis (California towhee)
Lineage: Eukaryota; Metazoa; Chordata; Aves; Passeriformes; Passerellidae
Gene: SERINC1
Product: serine incorporator 1
Exons: 10
Coding region: 108-1493 (461 amino acids)
Cellular component (GO): membrane
Source: RefSeq, a predicted model, not a curated record